Molecule: messenger RNA, 1164 nt
Organism: Daldinia loculata
Lineage: Eukaryota; Fungi; Ascomycota; Sordariomycetes; Xylariales; Hypoxylaceae
Exons: 2
Coding region: 186-1010 (274 amino acids)
Source: RefSeq, a predicted model, not a curated record
CUAUCACUGGCACGCCACCUUCGCAUCUUAGCACGGGUAGUGAAGCAUUUGACCUUUCAUACAUACUUCAUACAUACAUGUAUCAAAAGUCAUGAUUAUUACAUCUGGUAUUGCACCUAGCAUCCCCCAAGUUACGCUUAUAUAGUAUCAUAUAUUAUUAUAUAUUAUCACUCAAUUUAGGCAAUAUGACUUUCGCGAAACCUAUUAUAAAGCCUGUUGAGUCUUGCUGCACCUGCGCAACUCUCCUCUGCGACGUUCCACGAUAUAGCGACUCGGAAAAGCCUCUACCGAAGGAUCGCCUGUUAGAGUGUUGCCAAAGGGUAAUAUGUGGUAACUGUCGUAGUAAUAAUCCUCGCUUUAAUACCUAUUGUCCCUAUUGUCAAAUUUCGUUAAUAGACACGAAACUCCCGCCAGGUCUAAAAGACCCUCCUUCAUACGAAUCUUCGGUCGCAACCAGUUCAUCAAAAAACACAUUAGCUGCACCACCGCCGUAUACGCCGUCCGCAACGCAAAAAGUCCCAAACCAAUUAGACGCAAAGUCCGUCUCUUUUGAUUCUCUCGACAAGCCGGCAGAAGAUACCCUACACUUCUUAAAUCAUGAGCAUGAUACUAUUUCCUCUCUUUCCCUCCGAUACGGUGUCCCCGCAUCGGUUCUUAGGCGCGCCAAUAAUAUCACAAGUGAUCACCUAAUUCUAGGGCGACAGACUGUACUCAUACCUGGAGAGUACUAUAAGGGUGGCGUGAGCCUGUCGCCACGACCUAUCGAGGGCGAAGAAGAAGAGGCGCGAAAAUCUAAGAUCCGGCGAUGGAUGGUGACGUGUAAGGUCCAUGAAUACGACGUUGCCGUCCUUUACUUGGAGCAGGCCGGCUAUGAUCUCGAAAUGGCAACCGAAGCCUUCUUCGCCGAUGAAGAGUGGGAACGGACACAUCCAGUCGAGGCGGCGGGAAGAGGUAAAGGGAUUGCGAGGCCAGCCAAUAGGAGCUCGUAUUGGAGAGGGCGUAGAGGAUAGAGAAAUAAAGAUAAAUAUGGCUUGUGUUUGAAAUUUUGGCGCUUCUGGAUUAUAUAGGGAUAAGUUUUAAACACAAUUUCGUACCCUUGAGGAUACUACGAGAAAGUUCGUAGGUUUAAAUGGACAUACUAACCAUUCGAUUAAGUGUUCCGCU